CAUCAACUUUUUUUUGUUUUCUUUCUUUUUCUCACCACUCAAGCAUUCCUUCAAGCCUUCUGCAUUUGGUAAUCCAAAACCAGUCUCGUGAAGUUUGGUGGUAUCGCGCUAAUACAAACCAAUCAUCUGAAUUCCAAUUGCAAAGCAACAGUCGACAGAUAUGGCGGACGCACUGCUCUCGGCUUCGCUUCAAGUCCUAUUCGAGAGGUUGGCUUCUCCAGAGCUCAUAAACUUCAUUCGGCGACGGAAUCUCAGCAAAGAACUCCUUAACGACUUGAGGAGGAAAUUCUUGGUUGUUCUCAAUGUGCUCAAUGAUGCAGAGGUGAAGCAAUUUUCAAACGACCCAGUCAAAGAGUGGCUGGUACAGGCUAAGGAUAUUGUGUAUGGUGCGGAGGACCUGUUGGACGGGAUCGCUACCGAUGCUUUGCGCUGCAAGAUCGAAGCUACGGACUCCCAAACCGGUGGAAUUCAUCAGGUGUGGAACAAGUUCUCUGAUUGUGUUAAGGCGCCAUUUGCUACUCAAAGCAUGGAGUCCAGAGUGAAGGAGAUGAUCGCUAAACUUGAGGCUAUUGCUCAAGAAAAAGUUGGGCUUGGCCUGAAAGAAGGUGGGGGCGAGAAACUGCCACCAAGAUUACCAUCCACUUCUUUGGUGGAUGAGUCCUUUGUGUACGGCAGGGAUGAAAUUAAGGAGGACAUGGUGAACUGCUUGCUUUCUGAUAACGCAAGAGGCAAGGAAGACAUAGAUGUGAUCUGCAUAGUUGGCAUGGGCGGCACCGGCAAGACCACACUCGUUCAGCUUCUCUACAACAAUGACAAAGUGAAGGAACACUUCCACUUGAAAGCAUGGGUCUGUGUUUCCACUGAGUUUCUUCUUAUCAAGGUCACCAAAUCAAUUCUUGAGGAAAUCGGCGAUAGACCUACUUCCGAUGACAACCUGGAUUUGCUUCAGCGUCAACUCAAACAGAGCCUUGUUAACAAGAAAUUUCUGCUUGUUCUCGAUGACGUCUGGGAUGUGGAGUCCUUUGAUUGGGAAAGUUGGGAUAGCCUACGAACUCCGCUCCUGGGUGCAGCAGAGGGAAGCAAGAUUGUUGUGACCAGUCGUGAUGAAUCUGUUGCAAAAACUAUGCGUGCAGUCCGCACUCAUCGUUUGGGAGAAUUAAGCCCUCAACAUUGUUGGAGCCUAUUUGUAAAGAUUGCAUUUCAAGAUAGAGACUCUAACGCAUGCCUUGAGCUUGAACCCAUAGGUAGACAGAUUGUGGAUAAGUGCCAAGGAUUGCCCUUGGCUGUUAAAUCACUCGGGCAUCUGCUGCACUCUAAGGUCGAAAAAAGGGAAUGGGAGGACGUUUUGAAUAGUGAAAUAUGGCAUCUUCAUAGUCGUUAUGGAAUUCUUCCUUCUUUGAGAUUGAGCUACCAUCAUCUUUCUUUACCUGUGAAACAUUGUUUUGCAUAUUGUUCAAUUUUUCCCCAAGACCACGAAUUCAACAGAGAGGAGCUGGUUUUAUUAUGGAUGGCAGAAGGUCUUUUACAUCCACAACAAGACGACGGAAGAAGAAUGGAAGAGAUAGGUGAGUCCUAUUUUAAUGAGCUUUUGGCGAAAUCAUUUUUUCAAAAAUCUAUUAGAGGAGAAAAAUCAUUUUGCUUCGUAAUGCAUGAUCUAGUCCAUGAAUUGGCUCAACAUGUGUCUGGAGUAGAUUUUUGUGUCCGAGCGGAAGACAAUAAGGUACUAAAAGUAUCCGAGAAGACUCGCCACUUUUCAUACAUUCACGGUGAUUUUGAAGAGUUUGUUACAUUUAACAAGCUUGAGGCUUUUACUAAUGCUAAAUCUCUUCGGACAUUAUUAGAUGUGAAAGAAUCAUUAUGCCACCCAUUUUAUACAUUGAGUAAAAGAGUUUUCGAAGAUAUAUCAAAAAUGAGGUAUUUACGUGUGUUGUCAUUACAAGAAUACGAGAUAACUAAUUUGCCUGAUUGGAUAGGUAAUUUGAAACAUUUGCGCUAUUUAGAUCUAUCUUACACGUUGAUUAAAAAAUUACCUGAAUCAAUAUGUUGUUUGUACAAUUUACAAACAUUGAUCUUUAGAGGAUGUUCAGAUCUUAUUGAAUUGCCUUCAAAGAUGGGGAAAUUGAUUAAUUUGCGUUAUCUUGAUAUUUCUAAAUGUUAUUCAUUGAAAGAAAGGUCAAGUCAUGGCAUUAGUCAAUUAAAAUGUUUACAGAAAUUGUCUUGUUUUAUUGUGGGCCAAAAGAGUGGAUUAAGAAUUGGAGAAUUGAGGGAGCUUUUAGAGAUUCGAGAAACACUUUAUAUUUCAAACGUGAAUAAUGUGGUGAGUGUUAACGAUGCAUUACAAGCUAAUAUGAAGGAUAAGAGUUAUCUUGAUGAGUUAAUAUUGGAUUGGGAAUUGGAAUGGGAAUGGGAAUCGGAAUUGGAAUUGGAAUCAGAAUCGGAAUCGGAAUCGGAAUUGGUUAUAGAUGGUGGUAUUACACAAUAUGAUGCUACAACUGAUGACAUACUCAACCAGUUACAACCUCAUCCAAAUUUAAAACAACUCUCCAUCAAAAACUAUCCUGGUGUAAGAUUUCCAAAUUGGCUUGGAGAUCCUUCAGUCUUGAAACUCGUGUCCCUUGAGCUUCGGGGUUGUGGCAAUUGCUCAACAUUGCCACCACUUGGGCAGCUAACCCAUCUUAAAUAUCUACAGAUCUCAGGAAUGAGUGGAGUAAAGUGUGUGGAUGGUGAGUUUCAUGGGAAUACUUCCUUCCGAUCCCUAGAGACACUAUCAUUUGAGGGUAUGCUGAACUGGGAGAAAUGGUUAUGGUGUGGAGAAUUCCCUCGUCUCCGAAAGCUUUCUAUACGGUGGUGUCCCAAACUCACUGGGAAAUUACCAGAACAACUUCUUUCUUUGGAGGGACUUGUAAUUGUUAAUUGUCCACAGUUGCUUAUGGCUUCAAUUACGGUUCCUGCCGUCCGUGAAUUAAAGAUGGUGGAUUUUGGCAAAUUGCAGUUGCAAAUGCCAGCUUGUGACUUCACAACUCUUCAACCUUUUGAAAUUGAAAUUUCAGGCGUGUCUCGGUGGAAGCAACUUCCAAUGGCACCACACAAGCUCUCAAUCAGAAAAUGUGAUUCUGUGGAGUCUCUAUUAGAGGAGGAAAUCUCGCAAACCAACAUACAUGAUCUGAAUAUUCGUGAUUGUUGUUUUUCUAGAUCCCUAUACAAAGUUGGUUUACCUACUACUUUGAAAUCGCUAUCAAUCUCUCGGUGUUCCAAACUAGAGUUUCUCCUACUUGAGCUGUUCAGAUGCCAUCUCCCAGUCCUUGAAAGCCUACGCAUCCGUAGGGGUGUUAUCGGUGAUUCUCUCUCGUUAUCCCUCUCAUUAGGCAUCUUCCCCAAGUUGACUGAUUUCACAAUCCAUGGUCUUAAGGGGCUUGAGAAGCUCUCCAUUUUGAUUUCAGAGGGUGAACCCACAUCUUUACGUUCCUUGUAUCUAGCAAAGUGCCCUGAUCUUGAAUCUAUCAAAUUGCCCGGUCUCAACUUGAAGUCUUGUCGGAUCUCUAGUUGCUCCAAGCUCAGGUCGUUGGCACACACGCACUCAUCUAUACAGGAGCUGGAUUUAUGGGAUUGUCCAGAAUUGUUGUUUCAGAGAGAGGGUUUGCCUUCCAACCUGUGUGAACUUCAAUUUCAAAGGUGUAACAAAGUCACGCCUCAGGUGGAUUGGGGUUUGCAAAGGUUGACCUCUCUUACACAUUUAAGAAUGGAAGGUGGAUGUGAAGGCGUUGAAUUAUUUCCCAAGGAGUGUCUGCUGCCCUCUUCUCUAACUUCUCUUGAAAUUGAAGAGCUUCCCAAUCUCAAGUCUCUUGACAGCGGGGGACUUCAACAACUCACCUCUCUUCUAAAUUUAAAGAUCACAAACUGCCCAGAGCUCCAGUUCUUGACAGGAUCGGUUCUUCGACACCUUAUCGCUCUCAAAGAAUUACGAAUUGAUGAAUGUCCAAGGCUCCAAUCCCUGACAGAAGUGGGUCUUCAACACCUCACCUUUCUUGAAGUAUUGCAUAUCAAUAGGUGUCAUGAGCUCCAAUACUUGACAGAAGUGGGUUUUCAACAUCUCACCUCUCUUGAAACAUUGCAUAUCUACAAUUGCCCUAAGCUCCAAUACUUGACAAAACAGAGACUGCAAGACUCCUCGGGUCUUCAACACCUCAUCUCUCUCAAAAAAUUCCUAAUCAGGGACUGCCCAAUGCUCCAAUCAUUGACAAAAGAGGGUCUUCAACACCUCAUCUCUCUUAAAACAUUGGUGAUCAGAGACUGCCGUAAGCUCAAAUACUUGACAAAAGAGAGACUUCCAGACUCCCUCUCUUUUCUGCGUCUCAGCGGGUGUCCUUUACUGGAAACACGAUGUCAAUUUGAGAAAGGGAAAGAAUGGCGUUAUAUAGCUCACGUUCCAAAAAUAGUGAUCAAUGGUGUGCUAUUUUAAUCAAAGUGGCACUAAACCAAUAUACAGUCAGGUAGUCAGCUUCGAGCCUAAAACAAAUAUUGAAGAGAAGGAGAGAAGGAUGGUCUUAUUCUAAUGGAAGUGGAAUCUGAAGAAAGGAUAGAUUGUUCAGAUUUUGGGAGGGUGUGGGGUGUGUUUGCUGUGGAGGAAGGGAGAUUCCUGGGUGCUGAACAAUUGAUGCUCAUUACUCUGUUUAUUAUGAAUAAGAAACUCAGAGGCAUAAGGAUCAGUUUCAGCCAUGUCAAAAGCAAAAAGAAAAGCUGAAGCUGAAGAUAUCAUGAACAGAGGAAUUUCUAUUGAAACUAGUCCAAAUUAUGGUACUCUUUGUCACCCAGCUUCUUAAGAAAUUGCUGCUUCGCCCAUGGCAAGGUUAACAACCCCCCUGGCCUAGGCUCUAAUCCAUGGCAAUCUUUCUCUAAGGUGCCCAGACAACAAUAGCAAGUCUGUUAGGACCAGAAAUGGCCAUCACAACAAACCAGCCACAGAAGCAACUUCUGGCCCUGAAACUUGGGGUUUUGGAACACAGAGUUUUACAGCCACCCCUGCUGCCAGCUCUAAUAUUUCCAAGCCCCCUGUUGGAGGCAAUAAUGUCCACCUGUUUGGUGACUCAAAGAAGAUUGAGGGCAAGCUGGCUCCUCAACCUGCUGAAUGGGCUGGUUCCUUACUUAUUUGGUGAGGUUAUAACAUUGUUGGCACUUCUGGUCAUGAAAGAUGAGAAUAGGUAAAAAAAGCAAAAACAAAAAGGGUUAUAUGGCUUUCUGGCCUUGGUUAUGCUACUGAGUAUUGAGUGUCUGCCUUAUGCAAUAGAAUACAACAUCUGCAUAUGUUCCUUGGUUUCCAUGGACUACUUACAAAUGUAUACUGUUCUGAAUGCCUCAAUUUUCAGGUCAGAAAAAUAGUAGUUUCUUUUAAUAUUGUCCUGUCUGUGACCUUAUCCUCCUGCUUCUAUUUUUCCAUGUAUUUUUGUUUAAUCCGUGAAAAUCUUAUAUCAUAUAUCAUUUGUAAUUGUUACAUGCAUGCCUUCCUAAUCAUUUUCUGUCAAGAGCCUCAUUUUUGUUUUAAUUAGAUCAACCAAUUUUGUGGCAUUGUAAUAAGAAAAUCUUUCUACUACAAAUGGAAAAUCAAGCCUUAGAAAUUGAAAGAUGAUCUGUGACUCAUGUUUGUCUCCCUUCACAGAGCUAUGAUUUCAAAGUCAUUAAAGAUACCAAUCCCCGUCAGCCUCAAUCAGAGCUUAAGGAGUGUGUUAGACUGUUACCAUUGAUCGCCUAAGUCCAAAGGUAUUCUAUUCAGGGAAGAGGAAAUAGAAGAAAAUAGCAGCUCUUGAUGUAUUUUGAUUUUGAGCAAGGCUUUCUUGAUCUAUACUCUGAUAUAUUGCUCAAAUUAAUCCAGAUGAUUUUCUUGAUUGGGAAGGUGACUUUUCCUCCAAGGAAGAGGAUAGAUUGUUCUGAUUUUUGUAGAGUUUUUCCAGUGAAGGAAUUGGAGGAAGGGGAGAUUCCUGGGUGCUGAACUAUUGAUGUUCAUUGCUCUGUUCAAGAAGAACAAGAAACUGAGUAGAAGUUUCAGGCUAGUCAAAAGCAAAGGAAAAGCUGAAGCUGAAGAUGUCAUGCACAAAAACAGGGGAGUUUCCAUUGAAACUUGUCCAAAUUAUGGUACUCUUUGUUACCCAGCUUCUUAAGAAAUUGCUGCUUGGCCCAUGGCAAAGUUAAUAAUCCCCUCAAAUGUGAAACAAUUUUGGAUGAAGUUGGCUAAAUGAUCAAAUUCCACCGUUUCACUAUGAUUUAUAAUGUAACACCAUCACCAUAUUCACUGACAAAAUAGGAAUAAAGUCAUACAUAGAAACCCCAAAAGUUCUUGUAUAAAUGCUAUAACAAACACAACUGAAAAUGCAGAAUGAUCCAUUUCUGUUCCUCAUUAUUUAGUUUGAAGGAAACAUUGAUGAAUCCCUUGCUUUGCAGAUUGAACCCUGGCGUUGAGCUGAUGCUUCAUAAUGUGUUAUUAUAAGAGAUAUAGGCUGCCCGAGUGGUCUGAAUAUACCCCCAUAGUCCCUCUGAUGCCUGUACACAAGUCCUCGGGCACUUCCAAACAGGAAGCUUGAUAAAGAGCCAUUGUGCAUAAACUCAUACACCAGAAGUCAGUGUUCACCCUCACAGCAGUAACCCAGCAAGUGUCGUAGAUUCUUAUGCAACAGAAUUUCCAGAACCUGAUGGUAAUAUCCCUUUAUAGACAGUGCCAAAGGCUUCUACCAUCGCUUGUACUCAGGAUUCUGUGAUAAAGCUGCAGAUUUUUGAGGUUCAAGCAGUAGAAAACUAGAGAAUUGCAACGACAGAAGUGAAGAAGAACAGAGGGGCGCAGGACUUAUAGAGGAUUAGAAUUGCUUUAUUUUGCUUGCCUCUGCCUGAAGUUAGUUCACUGGACUUCGAUAUCUUGAUUAGGGCACUUCUGGCAACAGCAUUUUGAUCCAACCUCCCAUUUGAAAGAGGUAGUCUUUUCCUCCAACAGCUUCCAGUUCCAUUUACAAACCUCAGGUCCUCAAAAAUAGCAACUGCACAGUAGGUUCCAACACCCAAUCCCUGGGUUGGCAAUAUGGUAUUAGUUGGGUGGUUGAAGCUCUCCAUAUACUGGUAUUCAAUUUCCAUCUCCAAGCAUGGCACAAUGCACUGCUUCGCUGCUCAUAUUACCAGUCUUUGUCUUCCAUAUCUCUUGGCCUCCAUCGAGAACAAGGUGUCCAUUGGUGGUAAGCUCAACUUUUGAUCCUCUUGGCACCGGUUAACUUCCAUUUGCAGUCCAGAUAGCAAGAAGGAAUAGAUCCUUUUCACUUGGAGAGGGUCGGAAUCCAAAUGCAAAAUCACCAGAAGGCGAAGUCCAUGUAGAGUUGGCAUCAGUGGUAUAGAGAGAUGAAUCCAAGCUUAAAUUACUAUAAGCUUGGCUGAUGAGUAACAAGUAGACGUAGAGAGACUAUGUAUGUAAGUUAUCAUGUGAAUAAUUGGUCACCCAACUGGUUUUCUCUGCAUGUUGAGUGAGUUGAAAAAGUCCAGUGAAUAUUAUUUUCUUCCAUAAUUGAACAUUCUCCCGUAAUUGAGUAGUGUGAAAGCAAAUUUUUUUUUUCAA
Messenger RNA from Vitis vinifera (wine grape), 7585 nucleotides. RefSeq names its product putative disease resistance protein At3g14460. The transcript has 7 exons. The record is from RefSeq and is a predicted model, not a curated record. The coding region runs from base 161 to 4459 and encodes 1432 amino acids. Lineage: Eukaryota; Viridiplantae; Streptophyta; Magnoliopsida; Vitales; Vitaceae. Gene Ontology annotation, biological process: defense response to other organism. Gene Ontology annotation, molecular function: protein binding; ADP binding.